AUGGUUGCAAUUUCCAUAGUCAUAGCUUUUAUAGCGUCUAUCUUUCAAGUUACACAAGCAUUCUGCGUUUACAAUCGGUUAACAGCUUCAACAGAUCUUCCGACAUUUGUUAGAGUAACUGCCGGGCAAAUAAAAAGGGAUAGCUUUAAAGCUACAUUAGUUGGAUACGACUCCAAAGCUUGCUGUCCUUUUACUAACAGAAGUUGCAACCGUACUGGUUCACUUAUCAAAAGAUACGAUCUAUCUUUUGACGGUGAAACAACUCCUUUAAGUCCUGGAUCCUAUUGUGACGCUGGGGGAGCACUCGCACUCUAUGGGACUUACGAAAACUUUUAUGCAGAGUGUACAAGUCCAAAUGGGACGGUUUCUGAAGCCUAUGUCAAUCGUUGGGGAAUACCUCCGACUGAAGAUCUUGGAAUUCUUUAG
Messenger RNA from Mucor mucedo, 426 nucleotides. RefSeq lists its product as uncharacterized. The transcript is spliced from 3 exons. The coding region runs from base 1 to 426 and encodes 141 amino acids. Lineage: Eukaryota; Fungi; Mucoromycota; Mucoromycetes; Mucorales; Mucoraceae. The record is from RefSeq and is a predicted model, not a curated record.